Molecule: messenger RNA, 417 nt
Organism: Aegilops tauschii subsp. strangulata
Lineage: Eukaryota; Viridiplantae; Streptophyta; Magnoliopsida; Poales; Poaceae
Product: probable glutathione S-transferase GSTU6
Biological process (GO): glutathione metabolic process
Cellular component (GO): cytoplasm
Molecular function (GO): glutathione transferase activity
Source: RefSeq, a predicted model, not a curated record
AUGAGCCCGACUGCACCAGACGCCGUGGCUUAUUCCAACACCGGCAUCCUCAAGACAGCGAAGCAGGAGGAGAGAGCCAGUAAGGUGGAGGAGACCCUGCCCGGGCUCCGACACUUGGAAGCUGCCCUGGCAGAGUGCUCCAAAGGGGAGGUGGAGGCGCCGUUCUUCGGUGGUGGCUCCAUCGGGUUCCUCGACAUCGCACUCGGGUGCUAUCUUCCUUGGUUUGAGGCAGUAGGCCGCCUGGCCGGCUUGGGGCCGCUCAUCGACCCGGCCAGGACGCCGAAACUAGCAGCAUGGGCGGAGCGGUUCAGGGUCGCCGAGCCGGUCAAGGCGCUGCUGCCUAGGGUGGACGAGCUGGAGGAGUACAUCGCUACGGUGCUUUAUCCAAAGUGGAACGUCACGGUCACGGGUAACUAA